AUGAUCCCGAACACAGAGAGGAGGAGGAAGCCGCUGUUGCUGACGACGAAGACACCGCCGCCUUCGAUUUUCACCCUAACAGACGCUCUCAUGUCUCAGCAACUUCGAUCCAUAACUAUAAUGGCUAUCAAUGAUCCUAAACACAGAGACGAGGAGGAAGCCGCUGUUGACGACGAAGACACCGGAGCUCAGGUUGCUCCGAUCGUCAGGCUUGAAGCAAUCGAGGUCAUUAACGGUGAAGAAAAAGAGGAUGCAAUACUUGAUCUGAGUUAAAAUACUGGAAAUAGCAAACACAGGAAUGGCUACUCUAUCGCCUUCUUCUCCCCCUUGUAUAAAGGUCCAAAAUUGAAGAGGAAAUUUGAACUUAAAUCCGUUUGCUGGUGCAUGGUGAUGAGGGAAAUAGAAAGUUUUGUUCAAACAAAAUAUUGAUCAACAUUACAUAUCUCUUCUAAAUUUUAUUCUUUUAAUUUUGUUGUUUUAAAUUAUUUUAUAUUCUAUUUCUCAAUUGAAAGAAAGAAAGAUGGAAAUAUUCAAUAAAAAAG
Molecule: messenger RNA, 542 nt
Organism: Lactuca saligna
Lineage: Eukaryota; Viridiplantae; Streptophyta; Magnoliopsida; Asterales; Asteraceae
Source: the annotation of a GenBank genome assembly